Messenger RNA from Grosmannia clavigera kw1407, 402 nucleotides. Its product is annotated as profilin. Gene Ontology annotation, cellular component: cell cortex. Gene Ontology annotation, molecular function: actin monomer binding. The transcript is spliced from 5 exons. NCBI's taxonomy places the organism in Eukaryota, Fungi, Ascomycota, Sordariomycetes, Ophiostomatales, Ophiostomataceae. The coding region runs from base 1 to 402 and encodes 133 amino acids. The record is from RefSeq and is a predicted model, not a curated record.
AUGUCUUGGCAAGCAUACGUCGACUCAAGUCUCGUUGGCACCGGCCACAUUGACAAGGGCACCAUUCUUAGUGUUGCGGGCGACAGCGCCUGGGCUACCACCAGCGGUUUCAAUAUCCAACCGGCAGAGAUGAAGCAAAUCUCCAGCAUCCUGUCGGGCGACAAGAACGCCUCAGACAAGGCGUUCCAGGAUGGCGUCCACGUGGCCGGCGAGCGGUACGUCGCGACCAGCAUCGACUCAGCAGAGAACGUCGCGAUCUUCCGGAAGGGCAAGGAAGGCAUCAUCAUGGUCAAGUCGAAGCAGGCCAUUGUCGUCGGCCACUACGGAGAAAUGCAACAGCCUGGCAACGCACGGUCAACGGUCGAGGCUCUGGGCGAUUACCUUCGCAAAGCUGGAUAUUAG